GCUCCUCUCCAGGUCUUUGAUAUUUCUGUGCUGCGGCUCCGGUCGUGUUUUGGUCAGGACUCAGGAGGAGGCAGAAAGAUGACAGCCAGAAAGUCCGGGUCGCGAUUAGAGACUGAAAUAGAACGCUGUCGAUCAGAGGGACAAUGGGACAAGAUACCAGAACUCGUGCGGCAGCUGUCUGCGAAACUCAUCUCAAACGAUGAUCUCGGGGAGCUUCUGCUGGGGGAGGCCAAACUCCAGCAGUACAUCAAGGAAAACCCCAUCAAGCAGGGAGCCAGUCCCCGCGGGCCCCGGCCACGCCUCCAGGAGGUACGGAAACACUUGACGGCUGCACUUGAUCGGGGAAACUUAAAGCCUGAAUACAUGCAGGAGGCCAGUCUGAUCAUGGCUAAGCUUUGUUAUGUGGAGGGUGAUUACAGGGAAGCGCUGAAUCAGUACAGUCGUGUGAAUCUGGAUGAGAUGCAGCUGGUAGGGGCUCCAGUGUACAGACUGUCCACGAUCGCUGAGGCCUAUGCCACCAAAGGUCUCUGUCUGGAGAAAGUGCCCAUGGCAUCCCCAUCACUGUCCAAUCGUAAUGCAGACAGAGACCAGGAGAUAAUCACUUGUUAUGAGAAGUCUGGAGACAUCGCCCUUCUCUAUCUUCAGGAGGUAGAAAAGGCUCUUAGUGUUGGCAUUCAGAACCGCAGUCCAAAGCCCGGUCCGGUCACACAGGAACAGGAACUUGGCUACUUCCUGGAGACAGGACUUCAGAGGGCUCAUGUUAUUCAUUUUAAAAAUGGUAACCUGACCCGUGGUGUCGGCCGCUUCCGAGAGAUUCUCCGAGCCGUUGAGACCAGAACCACUCAGAACCUGCGUAUGACUAUUGCCAGGCAGCUUGCAGAGAUCCUGCUUAGGGGCAUGUGUGAGCAGAGUUACUGGAACCCAAGAAAUUUGUUGAUACCCGUGGUGUCGGCCGCUUCCGAGAGAUUCUCCGAGCCGUUGAGACCAGAACCACUCAGAACCUGCGUAUGUUUGUUUUGUCCACAGGAGAACACAGAGGAGGCCUUACUCCUGUUGUUAAUCAGCGAGUCCAUGGCUAACAGAGACGCCGUGUUGAGUCGAAUCCCCGAACACAAUAACGACCGAAUCAUCAGCCUCCAGAGCGCCUCGCUGGUGUAUGACCUCCUGACCAUCGCGCUCGGCCGACGCGGACAGUAUGAGAUGCUCUCAGAGUGUCUCGAAAGAGCCAUGAAGUUUGCCUUUGAGGAGUUUCAUCUCUGGUUCCAGCUCGCUCUUUCCCUAAUGGCUGCUGGGAAGUCGGCUCGAGCAGUGAAGGUACUGAAGGAGUGUAUGAGACUAAAGCCGGAUGAUCCCACCAUUCCUCUGCUGGCCGUCAAGCUGUGUAUUGGAAACCUGCACUGGCUGGAAGAAGGUGAGCGCUUUGCUAAAAUAGUGAUUGAUAUGGGUGAGAAGGCAGCUGAAUUCAGGGCCAAAGGCUGUCUAGCUAUCGGUCUCGUCUACAGCCUGAGAGCCACAGAUGCAUCUCUUCGAGGAAUGCAAGAAGAGUAUCAGAAAAAAGCGCUGAGUGCUUUCCAGAGGGCACAGAGUCUGUCCCCCACUGAUCACCUAGCUGUUUUCUACCUGGCGCUGCAGCUGGCUGUAUCUCGACAGAUUCCAGAGGCUCUCGGUUAUGUACGACAGGCGUUACAGCUGCAGGGCGAUGAUGUUCAUUCGCUACACCUGCUGGCCCUGCUGCUGUCAGCUCAAAAACACUACCACGAUGCUCUCAACAUCAUCGAGAUGGCCCUCAGCGAAUACCCCGAGAACUUCAUUCUAUUAUUCACAAAGGUGAAGUUGGAGACGUUGUGUCGAGGUCCAGAGGAGGCGUUACUCUCCUGUAAACGCAUGCUGCAGAUUUGGAAGUCCUGUUACAACCUCACCAACCCCAGUGAUUCUGGGAGGGGGAGCAGUCUGUUAGACAGAGCUGUUGCUGACCGUCGCCAGCUGAACGCCAUGACACUACCGGACUUCAGUGAUCCAGAGACAGCCUCUCAUGCCUCUUCCUCCUUCUCGGGGUCAGAACCUGUAUCUCCUCUUUUUCCUCUUUCAUCCUUCUAUUCUUCACCUCCACCCAAGGCCGAAUCCACCCAGAGGCGCAGCAGCCAUGCUUUCUGUGACCACGCCCCCCGCCGACGCUUCUCCUCCGCCAGCAACCUUCCAGACGCUUUCUUUCAUGGUUUUGACUCCUUUAUUGGGGUUUGUUCCGUCCACGCCACUUCCAUAGCAGCGUCACGGGUGGAGCAGGCGCUCUCUGAGGUGGCCUCUUCCCUUCAGAGCAGUGCUCCGAAACAGGGACCCCUCCACCCUUGGAUGACCCUUGCCCAGAUCUGGCUGCAUGCAGCGGAGGUGUAUAUUGGAAUGGGAAAGGCGGCGGAGGCAACAGCGUGUACGCAGGAAGCUGCCAACCUGUUCCCCAUGUCCCGUAACGUGUUGUUUAUGAAGGGUCAGGUGGCGGAGCUGCGGGGGAACGUGGACGAGGCCAAGCGCUGGUACGAGGAGGCGCUGUCCAUCAGCCCCACCCACGUCAAGACCAUGCAGAGACUGGUGAGCACAUGCUGUUUAUUGAUUUCAGGUUUUACUCUUCCUGUGGGAACGUUUGGUUAUGUGUUUGGGGGAUCCCUGUUGCAGGUGAACAGCACGGCCCAUGACGUGUGGAACAGUCUGGGAGAAGUGCUGCAAGCGCAGGGCAACGACGCUGCCGCGACCGAAUGCUUCCUCACUGCCCUGGAGCUGGAGGCCAGCUGUCCCAUCUUACCUUUCACCAUCAUUCCCCGCACCCUCUGAGACACUCCGAGCGCUCACCACCGACAAAACCUCUGUCCGUGAGUCAUGCAUGAACCACAGCCCUUAAACACACACACCGAAACUCUUCUUCUGUCCUGGAAUGCCUUUCCCACCCCCUCCGACCUUUUUAUCGGUUCUCAGACGUGGAUCUGCCGAACUCGAAUCGACACGGUUAUCAGUGUGAACUUUUCCACACUGCUUCACUCUCAUUGUGUUUCCCUUCCUAUUCCUUCCUUCUUUCUGUGCUAGAAUUUCCACCGGCUUCUGUAUAGUAGGGGUGCCGCUCACCCGAAAACCCCGCCCCCUCCAGCACUCCCAUUGGUCAGUUUCAUACCACAGUACAAGUGGACCAAUGAGAAACCUUUUCAAGCUGCUGUCACAGUGAAGCGGGUGACUGACACAGCGGUUUCAUCAAACCACGGUGCUUCCCGAAACAUGUCCCGAAACAUACAAUCUUGAGAUUCUAGUAGCUGUGUGUCAUACGAACCAGUAAUAACACUGACGCAGAGGCGGUCAAAAGUGUGUAUAUGUGUGCUGUGUGUGUUUGUGAGUUAAAUGGACGGUCAGAGUGCGUGUGUCCUUUACAUGUGCUGGUAUCCAGGAUAUCCCUUCCUAUGUGGCGUGUGCGCGUGCGUUUAUUUGGAAUGGAAUACUUGACACGCUGUUACAGUUGAUCCCUGUUACACAAACACACGUAAUAAAGGUUGUGUUUCCAUGCUGUUGUUCCUGAGGGCAGGUGUGUCACCCGUGUUAUGACUCCUAGAGAAACAUUACGUCCCCCUCUGAUCAAACGCUGUAUUGUUUAUAUUCUGUAUGUACAAAAGAAUCGCCUAGAGCAAAUGGAACGGAUGCCAAAAGAACAACUACCCUAAAAGCAAAUAUUUUAUCUUGGUUCUCAUUAAAAGAGAAGAUAAAUCUAGUUUUGGACAUUUCGUUUUGUUCUUUGGUUUAUUUUUCCACAUUUAUCAUGAUUCAGAGGUCGAGAUUUAUAUUGUUGAUUUAUCAGAGCCUUGCUGUAUUAGAUGUUUAUUUAUCUGUGUGCUAGACAGGUGAAGACAUAUAUGUAUUCCGUGUGUGUGUGUGUGUGUUUGGGGUCUGAUAACAUGAGGGACUGUUACAGAUGGACAUGUUAAAAUCUCAGAUACACAAACUAUCUUCAUAACGGUCACAGUGAUUUCAUUUAUGUACGAGAAAGAGGAAGAUUGUAUGUGUGUAUUUGAAGUCUUAGCAGUGUCAAUCACAGGGCCAAACACAACUGGAAAUGCUGUUUUAUGAUGUCAAUAAAUUAUCGAUUGUGAAAAA
Molecule: messenger RNA, 4125 nt
Organism: Sinocyclocheilus rhinocerous
Lineage: Eukaryota; Metazoa; Chordata; Actinopteri; Cypriniformes; Cyprinidae
Product: tetratricopeptide repeat protein 7B-like
Exons: 24
Coding region: 79-2823 (914 amino acids)
Biological process (GO): phosphatidylinositol phosphate biosynthetic process; protein localization to plasma membrane
Cellular component (GO): plasma membrane
Molecular function (GO): protein binding
Source: RefSeq, a predicted model, not a curated record